AAUACAUGCCGUUUUUUCUUCACAUGCAUGCAUUUUGAAAAAUUCAUCCGUUUUCAGUCAAUUUUAAGGAUAAUUUUAUUUGAUUGUAAAUAUGUUGGUCCUUCUUGAAUCAGCCUCGGGAUUUUAUAUCUUCAAGGUUAAUGAUGAAUCGAAGCUAAAUCAACCUGCCAAUUUGUACAAAGAAUUUGAGAAUGCAAAAAAAGCAACCAAAUUAUUGUCAUUUGAAUGUAAUCAAAAAUUCAAAGAUGCUACUGAUGCUUUGACAUCAACAACGGCCUUGAUUGAAGGAAAAUUGAGCAAAAGAUUGAAAAAAUUUCUUUCGAAAAAAGUUUUAUCAGUCUAUUCGGAUGAGACAUUGGCUGUUGCCGAUGCUAAAUUAGCUGGAUCCAUCAAAGAAAAACUUGAUAUUCAAUGUGUUACUAGUAAUGCAGUUCAGGAGCUUAUGACAUGCAUUCGAAUUCAUUUACCCGAACUAGUACCAGAUUGGAAUGAAGACGAAGAGGCAGCCAUGCAACUUGGAUUAAGUCAUGGACUUGGUCGAUAUAAACUGAAAUUCAGUCCGGAUAAGGUGGAUACUAUGAUCAUACAGGCAAUUUCUUUGCUUGAUGAUCUCGAUAAAGAACUAAACAAUUAUAUAAUGCGAGCCAAAGAAUGGUAUGGUUGGCAUUUUCCUGAAUUAUCUAAGAUUAUUGCAGAUAACAUUGCCUAUAUCAAAACUGUCAUGGCUAUUGGAAUGCGAACAAAUGCUGUGAAUACCGAUCUUUCCGAAAUCAUUCCUGAAGAUAUUGAAGCUCAGGUCAAGGAAUUAGCAGAAGUUUCUAUGGGUACCGAAAUCGCUCCUGAAGAUUUAAUUAAUAUUCAAGCAUUAUGUCAAAAUUGCUUAGAUUUGCAUGAAUAUCGUGCACAAUUAUUGGAAUAUCUAAAAAAUCGUAUGAUGGCUGUAGCACCGAAUCUAACCAUUUUGGUUGGAGAAUUGGUAGGAGCUCGACUUAUAUCGCAUGCAGGUUCGUUGUUAAAUCUUGCAAAACAUCCAGCAUCCACUGUUCAAAUAUUGGGAGCAGAAAAAGCCUUGUUUCGAGCAUUGAAAACCAAACAUGACACACCUAAGUAUGGUCUCAUUUAUCAUGCUCAACUUAUUACUCAAGCUAAUACCAAGUUGAAGGGCAAAAUGUCUCGUAUGUUGGCAGCAAAAGCAGCCUUAGCCAUUCGUGUUGAUGCAUUGGGAGAAGAAUCGAGCAAUGAAUUGGGAUUACAGAAUCGAGCAAAAUUGGAAACACAACUCAAAUUUCUUGAAGAAGGAAAUAUUCGUAGGAUCAGUGGAACGGGUAGACAACAACGACAACAGCAUCCUCAAAAAUUUGAAAACAAAUCAAAAGUUAUGAUCUACAAAGAUGGUGCUGAUUCGACAUUCGUUCCAAAAAAUAAACGAAAAACUUUUGACCAAAAUCAGGAUGAUGAGGCUACUCCAUCAACAUCAACUCCAGCAGUCGAAGAGUCGAACGAACAAGAAGAAAUGAUGGAAGAGCAAACAAUCGAUGAUGACCAAGAAACAGCAUCGGCAAAAAAGAAAAAGAAGAAAAAUAAAAAAAUGAAAAAAGAAUCCGAUGAAUGAGACACUUAUAAUUGUAUUUGGAUCAGAAAUUAAUUUCAUCAUCAUAUUAAACACCAUUAAAUUUUUAGAUCGAGUGUGUACAAAUCUGCUCGUUUUUUUCA
Dermatophagoides pteronyssinus (European house dust mite) is the source of this 1713-nucleotide messenger RNA. RefSeq names its product nop5 ribonucleoprotein (gene nop5). The record is from RefSeq and is a predicted model, not a curated record. Lineage: Eukaryota; Metazoa; Arthropoda; Arachnida; Sarcoptiformes; Pyroglyphidae. Gene Ontology annotation, cellular component: box C/D methylation guide snoRNP complex; small-subunit processome. Gene Ontology annotation, molecular function: snoRNA binding.